UACUGUACGAAUAUCCUAAGGUAGAGAGAAAGUCAACGAGAAGCAUACAAAAAAAAAACAGCACGAGAGAGCGUACACCAAACAGCAGGACGUCUGCUCAAUUUUCCUCUUUCAUAUUUUUCUGUGAGUCAUACCCUCAGCAAAUCAUCACAAGCUUGUGUGCAAGGAUCAAUUAUCGAUUUUUCUGCUCGGCAUCCCCCUUUAGUACUGCUCAAAAACUUGGGUUCGUUCGUUCACCGCCUGCUCACAUUACAUUGCAAACUGUUUCGGCUAACUCAUUGCGCUCAUUCGUUCAGCAAACUUAGAAGUGGGCAAUCCCUUCAUCGGGAAAGGCACAAGAACUGGCAGCCAGUCAGGGCGAUCGUGCGGGUUAUCGAGUUAUUAAAGUGCGUUUUUACAUUGUUACAUUUCAGUACUUCCAACAUUUACACACACUCUUCCUCCGCAUCGUGCGCCACUUUUCGGUUGCUGUCUCGCAAAAAAACCAAAAAAAAAAGCCCACCAGCCAGUCUAUCCCAGUGUGGUGAAGUUCGGGGGUUUUUUCCGUUUUUCCGUUGGUCUGUUACAUACGCGACUCCCCUGCUGGCCCCCCCAUUAUCCUUUUGCCCUUUGUUCAAAGCCAGCGAGCGAGUGACGGAAGCACCAGGCGCCUAACCUGAUACACACGCCGUCCGAUUGUGUGGUUUUUAACUAUGGUUAGUUCGACCGUUGCUUUCGAUAAAAAGUCAUCCACGACACCAGUAGAGAACGCCUCAGUCGACCAAAAUGAUAGCAGUACUAUUUCCUCCAUGCCUUUCAGCAGCAGCGUCAGCAGCGCCUGUAACGAUACGGCAGGUGUGCUGACACACGAUAGUAGUAGCGCAUCCGUGCACGAUGUGCCGUCAGCGUUGAGUUUUAGUGAACAGAAAAUUUCGUUACUAUUCCCCAAAUGUAAGCCACGCAGUGAGUAUCACUAUGUCAUGAACAACAGCAGCAGCAGUAGCAGCAGUGCUUGUGCGAACGGUAACACUAGCAAAAACAAUAAUAAUUGCCUGAUGGACGUCGGCAGCAUGUCGCUCGGUUCCACGCAUUCGCUGGCGACGUAUGUGACGCGAACGAGCCCGCCGACCGUUGCCGCCCAGGCUAAUAAUGCGGCGGCCUCGAAGGUUUACAUGGAUAUGAGCACGUUCGGCAAUAAUAAUAGCGGCGGUACUACUACCACCACCACCACCAAUCACGGUACGAGCGAAUUUGAGUAUAAUGCAGAAAAGGAAUUGGUCGUUGGAAAGGGAUUGCAGAUAAAUACAUGUGGCAUGAAUAACAACAUUAGCGGAAGUGGUAACGGCACCGGUGGUAAUAAUAACCACUACAGCAACAACCACCCUGCCGGAGCCGGUGGUGGUGGAGGCUCGGGAAGUGGUGGUGUUGUUGGUGGCGGUACAGGUGGCGUACCCAUGGGCAUCAAGAGCGACAUGUACGGUACCAGCAGCAUAAAACAUUCGUCCAAUCAAUCCGUCAGCAAGAACACCUCCUCGUCGGACGGUUACAGCUUUUACUACAGCAAUCAACCACCUUCGCUGACCUGCUCGCCAACCGAAAAUCAAUCUGCUAUCAGCGUAGCAACACUGGGCAACAGCAGUAGCGGCACUACGGGCGGUUUGCUACUAUCCGAUGACGACGACACAAGCGAACGCGCCAAGAAAGAUUCGUCCGGUGCAGCCAGAUGGCUCGAGCGCAACUACUGUCACCUUUCCGUCUCGCACUAUCCCAGCGUUUCCAAGUCGAAAAGUGGCACUGGUGGUGUUAGUGGUGGCAACGGUGUUAGUAGCAUCGGGGUGAUGCAGCCACCGAAGAGGGGCAUCGUAUCUGGUUCCGCUUACAAGCCGGUUAACUGCUACAAUAUGGUACUACAGUCACCGCUAGAGGAUGAGAGUGACAUGGAGGACAAGCUGAAGUAUUUCAACUACCAGCACGAGAUGCAGACGUACAAUAGUACGCGCAAGGACAAACUAGCUGGGUUUGGGAGCGGCGUCGACAUGCACUGCGUGGCAGGCAGUAUCGGUGGCGAGUGUGAAGAAAUCGUUGUCCUGAGCAGCAAUACAAAGGAGCAUGGCAACUCACUGUCGGUUACACAAUCGAAGCAGGAAGCGGGUCUGUCGGAUGAGUCGGGACCGGGGCGGAAAGGUGCGCUGCACAUGGGUCAGAAAUUGGAACAUGUGCCGCACGUCGGACUCAGUGUCGCAAGUCCUAGUGUCGAGACUGAGCAAACAUUGAGCUCGGUUGAUUUUGGUGAUAAAAUGAUAACUCACUAUCCGGUCAAACCGAUCGCACUGGACGAUAGUGAGGAGAUGGUCGAGAAUAAGGCUAGCACGGGAUCCAACAUCAUUGAGUACGACGGUUCACCAAGACGGUUCGGGUUGAAUUUAUGCGAUGAGAGCGACUGCUACUUAGCGUCUAGUGUGAAAAUAAAUUUAACAUCACCCUCACUGCUAACGCUACCUCGGCCUGGAUUUCCGCAGCGUGUUUUAUCAACAACAACAGCGGCUACCAGUAAUAAUAGCAUGAUUGCAGGUCAAACCUCCACCGGGAAUGCUAGCUGUUCUCCUUCAUUGCUAGAUCAGGUGAACUCUACGCUGAGUAAGACACUACUGCUAGAGUCCAAAAAUUCCAGAUCACAGAACGAUAUGGAAGGGUCGAACAGUUACGGUAGCAGCGAUCUAACGAAGGCAGGCGGGUGUAGAAAAGAGCAGGACCAUCACGUCUACGACUUGUUGCCGUGUGACAUGAAAGGUGGCAAACCGUCACCGUCCGACAUUGGCAAGUCGUUGGAAAAAAUUCAACUGAACGCGCAAACAUCAGAAGAUGAUUUAACAAUGGGUACAUCCACCUUUCCACCCAUUGCCAACUCCUCCACAUUCGACUAUUUGUACGAGUUUUCCGAAACGCGCAAAGUGUUGGAGGAAUUCUUCAAGUGUCCCUCGACCGAGGAUGUGGAGAAGUUCAGCGACUACAAUGACAGCGCGGACGACGAUGGCGAGAGUCUGGACGUGCAUUACGACUAUCCGGUUGAUUUAGAACGUUCGAAAACGAUUGAAACGACCUACAUCGGUAAUGUGAACGGGGCGGGAAAGCAAGAUACCAUUACGCACUCGCCCAAGUCGCCUAUUCUCAGUGAUGGUCCAACGCUUGAGGAGGAAGAUGACGAUACGGCCGAUGUGGAGGAUGAAGAGGAGGAGGAUGAAAAAGAAAACGGCAUGGCGAAGUACAAUUACAAGUUGAAGAGCAAAUCUCGCAUGAACGAAUACUGUGGGCUGAGGAAGAAAAAAUCUGAAACACACCUGAAAGGCCACACGGGGUUGGGUUUAGCUGUCGUCGAAGGAACGGACAGAUUCUGCAGCUCUGAGUUCGAUCGACGUGACGACGACGGUGUGCGAUUGUCACUAAAAUCCACGCUACAGUCGGCAAGUGAUGCACGCGACUACGCGAUGUACGUUCAGAGCAGCCUGCAUAAGGCUUAUCCAGAGCAGCAGCAGCAGCAGCAGAUCGAUUCACAUACUGGUAGUCAAAAUCAAUCCUCAAACCAGCAUUCCAACAAUGUCAAUGAGUUGCGUUUCAAUACAUAUAUCAAUGGGGAGAGUCGUACGAGCAGUUAUGAUGCCAUCAAUGACUCGAACUACGAUGGCCAUCCAAUUAUUUCGAACGGUAGCGACAAAGACCCGCUGCACUACUCCCUGAACGGUGAUAGCGGUGAUGGGCGAAAGGUGUUCACACGGAAAUAUAGCAAAAACUUCAAUUACUCGCCUGAUACGACUGACUACGAUUCGAACUGUGGCGAUUACGACAGCGAAAUAUCGCCACAGUAUGGUAGUGACUUUGGUCUCAUAUCUUGUAACGGAGCUACCAUGUGCGAUGAUCUAAACAAUGGCGUGAUUAGUGCUACAUCCGGGCCACCGACCGGCACCGGCGAGUCGCUCAACUGUCUGUUUGCAAACAAUGCAAACAACUACUCGCGUUACUACGCAGCCAUGCCGGUGCUGGAGGAUGGUCUGUCCAGUGGUCAUGUGUCCGACUCGGAGAACAAUCUGAAUGCGAACACUAUGACCGGGUUGCUACCGCCGGAUCUGGUUACCGGCAGCGUGAAACAGCUGGCAGGCAACGGUAAUAACGGUGGUAACGGUGGUUUAAUGCAAUCAGCUGGUGGCAAUGCCUACGGUCUGUUAGGAGCACAGUCGCCUUCGGCAAAGCAAUCGAUAUCGUCGUCACCCAUCGUGUCUAAGGAAAUGAAAGGCGCACAAGGCCCGAAUGUACAACAGCCACAGCAACAGCAGCAGAACCAAAGCACUAAUGUCGAGGGUUACUUCGUCAACAACACCUUCCGCAUGGGGAAUCUAAAACUUAACUCUAGUAUGCUGCACAACGCAAGCAUAUUCAAAAACCGCGAUCCAGAGCUGGAAUCUCUUUACACGAUAAAUACUAUACAAUCGACUCCACCACCUCCAGCACCAGCACCACACAGGAAAUCUUCGAUUGAUUGUGAUAACCUAUCCAUGCUGCAGCAGCAGCAACAGCAACAACAACAGCAGCAACAACCCGUACAGCAAAAGCAACACCAGCUUCAGCAUCUACAGCAGCUUCAACAACAGCAGCAGCAGCAACAAUCGCAACAACAACCGCAACAAUCACAACAACAACAACCGUUCAACCAUUCGCAAACAUCCAGCGCCGACGUACAGUCCACAUUGAAGGACAUUAGACUAUGCCUGCAGAAAACCAAGAACCUGAAUUUAGCUAGUGGCAACCAAUCUAGGAAAACGUUUGACAAAAGCAACAUAUGUUCUAGCGAGUAUUCCGAAUCGCUUGGCACUGCCGUCAGUGGAGCUGUCAGUGGUGGUGGUAACAGCAAUGUCAGCGGUGGGGUCAGUACUGGCCCCAGCCUAUCACCGAUAUGGAUACCUCGUACGCGAGCGAACGAGGACUUUACUAGCAAACCGAUUGCAAAUGGAGGUGCAACACUUCAGACGUCCGUCGGCGGUAAUAAUGGGCCCAACGUGCUUUCAAAUGGACUACAGUCCGUACCCGGUACUUCCUGUAAGCUCUCGUCAUCACCAUCAUCGAUGCACACCGCACUGCAAGCAUGUUCGAAGACGGGCACCGGUACAGGAUCGGGCGAUUUUGCCGAGGAGACGGAUGUACUGAUCGCACAAGGUGCACCGUCGAAGGCGAUGACACUAGUCGACGAGGAUGAAGAUCCGGACACAGAUCUCGAAACCGAUCGUUUGCUCGGGCAUCAACGGUUAGACGAUCAAGGUUUUUACGACGAGAGUAACAGCAAGCUCUGGAGCAACGAUCGUAAAACGGGCGCAGCGCGGUUACUGACACUUGGGAAAGUGUCGCCCAAGCAACAAAACGCAUCCCAGCCGACGAGUACGGUGGGAACGGUGGGUGCUGUUGUGGGUUCCGGUCCGGGUGCUAAUGGUAAACCGACCAAUCAGGUUCAACUGGGCGAACGGCUGGGUGGAUCGGUUGGAGUACGUGGUAACCAACCGAACGGUACCAGCAAUUUCCUUCCGCCAGCCGGUGCAGGUAUUACUAAUGCCGGUAUUGCUGGCACAAAUUCCACCCUCCCACUGCCGGAUCUAGGUACGUCAGCUACCGCUAUGCCAGCGUCAGCUGCCGGAAAUACGGUGAAUGGUGUUGUUGGCUCCACGUCCACCAAUUGUCACAAAAGUUCGAAAACCAGCGGCAACUUGAUUAACUUUAACGGUCCAAACGAACCGCAGACGCAGCUAACGUCACCGAAUCCCAGCCCGCAGCACUCACUGAGCGAGGGUAACUUACUGGACAAGUCGAACGAUUCGGGCAGUCCGAGUGGAUCGACAAAAUCGAAGUCGCUGCACAAUAAUGACACCAAAAGGAAGUCGAAGAAUAAGGAAGUUCUUAUUGAAGGUGUACUAUUUCGAGCACGUUACUUAGGAUCUACUCAGCUGGUCUGUGAAGGACAGCCCACGAAAUCUACUCGUAUGCUGCAGGCAGAAGAAGCUGUUUCUAGAAUAAAGGCUUUGUCUCCCGAUGGCGAGGUUCAACCAAGCACGGAAGUUGAUCUCUUCAUAUCCACCGAAAAGAUAAUGGUACUAAACACGGAUUUGAAGGAAAUCAUGAUGGACCACGCACUGAGGACGAUCUCCUACAUAGCCGAUAUUGGAGAUCUGGUGGUGCUGAUGGCUCGGCGGCGCUUCGUACCGCAGGAUGUGGAUUCGACUGAUUCGUCCGGUGGUGCUGGGAAUGGGUCGGGUUCACACACGGUCCGUGAUGUGGCCGGUAGUGGCAGCACACCGUCCCAAAAGCUUGCCAGCGGACCUAAAGGCAAUCGAACGCCGAAGAUGAUCUGCCACGUGUUCGAAAGCGAGGAGGCACAAUUCAUUGCCCAGAGCAUCGGUCAAGCAUUUCAGGUCGCGUACAUGGAGUUCCUGAAGGCGAACGGAAUUGAAGAUCACAGCUUUAUGAAGGAGAUGGACUACCAAGAAGUGCUGAACAGUCAGGAAAUCUUCGGCGACGAGUUGGAGAUUUUCGCGAAGAAGGAACUACAGAAGGAGGUGGUGGUGCCGAAGGCGAAGGGCGAAAUUCUCGGCGUGGUGAUCGUCGAGUCCGGCUGGGGUUCGAUGCUGCCGACCGUGGUAAUUGCGAACCUGGCGUCUUCCGGUGCGGCCGCCCGUUGCGGACAGCUGAACAUCGGCGAUCAGAUCAUCGCCAUUAACGGACUGAGCCUGGUCGGGUUACCGCUGUCCACCUGUCAGGGCUACAUCAAGAACACAAAGAACCAAACCGUGGUAAAGUUUACCGUCGUCCCGUGCGCCCCAGUUGUGGAGGUGAAGAUCAAGCGACCAAACACGAAGUAUCAGCUUGGCUUUAGCGUACAGAAUGGUGUGAUUUGCAGCCUGCUGCGUGGAGGAAUUGCAGAACGGGGCGGUGUUCGUGUAGGCCAUCGAAUCAUCGAAAUCAAUAACCAAAGUGUCGUUGCAGUACCACACGAAAAAAUUGUAAAUCUGUUAGCAACUUCUGUUGGCGAGAUACUGAUGAAAACCAUGCCCACUUCAAUGUUUCGACUGCUUACUGGACAGGAAAAUCCUAUAUACAUAUAAAUUUGUCAUUUUUUACGAGUUAGGACCAUCGUGCAGGAACCUAAGCUUGUUGAUAACUAGAUAUUAUGCUGAGAACAAAAAGCCACACACACACACACUCACAUACAUGCGACUCUCUAUAUACUUUAUGAUUUUUUGUAUCGUAUACAUAUAUAAAAAAAACGAUUAUAUGUGUAUAUUUCUAGCAAUCUUUUUGGAAUUGAUUCAUACCUUGGCCUUGCAAACUUAUAUAUUAUCGUUACGAAUAUGAGCAUAAUAUACACACACACACACACACACACAGAGACACAUAAACACACACAUAAAACUCGACACGCGGGUUCAUCCAACGCUAUGCAUACGUAAACGAUACGAAACUAUUGGGAAGGAAGAACAUGUUAUGCCAGGGCCUCAAUACACAUAACGCAGCCAGAAUUAACACUACUCAUCCACGACUAAAUGUAAAUCGUUGAGUUUAACAUUUGAAAACGAUAUAUUAAUAUAGCUUUUGCAUUUGGUGGUUUCGUAAAGAAGAAAGAAAGCAAGCGAGCGAGCGAGAGAGAAAGAGAAAGACAUAAGAAGUCAGAAAAAAGCGAAGAAGCACAAUAUGAAGCUUAACAUCAAGAGAUCUACGAAUACAUUUUGAAAGCAUUUCACUAACCCCCAACAAAAAAAAAAUGGAAACAUCAAACCAUGGGACGGUACGACAACCAAAGAUACCAUUUAUUGUAAUUACCUUAAUGAAGGGAAGAGGAAAUGAGGGAAAAAAAGAGAAACAAAACAAGUAGUGAAACAAAAAAAACAGAAUCUCAGAAACUGAUAUAUUUUUUGAAAUCAUUUAAUAAGCAAAAUCAAGCUAAAACAGCAAAAGUAAACCAAAAAAAAAAUGAGGUGACACGGGAAAGGCAGCAAAAAAACAAGAAAGACAGCAAGAGAGAAAGAAAGAUGCAAAGAACGCAAUGAAAGCUACAAGCCAUAAACAUACAUAUAAGAUAAAAAAAAACAAAUAAGCUUUGCGCUGAGUGGAAGAAUUGUAACAAAAAUUUAGAUCUCGAUUGAAAUGUAUCGAUCGCGAACAGUAAUCAUUUAUCGUUUCCAUUUUUUGUUCUAUUAAUGGUGUUCUGUUUUGUCACCAAAAAAAUAAAGUGUGAAGUUGUUGAACACAUGGAGAAGCAAAUACGAUCUAAGUCUAACAGAAAAAAAGUUAAGGCUAUAAUUUGAAAAAACACAAACACAGCAUAAUAAACACUCGACAAAACGAACACAAGAGAGAGAGAGAGAGAGGGAGAAGAAAAAAGAAAUACACAUUUAAGAUAUCAAUCACUUACACAUUUUCCCGUGCUCAGUGCUGCUUCAUCUCCGCUUGAGAGGUACUUACGGCGUGCAAAGUAUUCAAAGCUGCUGCGCUAUUAUUAACAAAUAUCUGCUGUCCAUAAAUUGUGUAAAGGCAGGAAAACAGGUGUGUUUCGAUUGAGAUUAGUUGUCCAGCCAUCUGCUAAGGUAUGUAAUGUUUGCGAUUUGCAAAAAGUAUAUAAAAAAAAAACGUACGGUCUACAUGCAUCUUGCGCAUAAGCUGCGCAAAACAUUUCCGCACUGAGUAUAAGAAAGGUACGACAGUAGCAGGAGGAGAAAAACAAAACACCGUCCUAAGGAAGAAGAAAACAAAACAAAGCGAAGAAAACUUACAAAUGCUCAGAAGAGGAAGAAACCAAAAAAAAAACUAAACUCGGGUAGUAGAGGAAUAUUGAGGGCAGAUUUGCAAAUUUAGCGGCUUCUAUUUUAAUUCCGAUUCGUUCGUUUUAUACUGAGUGACGUUAUACACCAAGCACUGUAUUAUAUUGUGUUUGUUUCGCUGAUUUAAAUCGUGUGUCUUUCCCGUUUUUGUUUGGUUCUAGGAAACCAAUCAUGAAAUCAUGAGUGUGUAUUACAGAGGAAGCUUUUCGUGAAACGUGCCGCUGCAAGUAAAUUCCCAUUUUCGAGGGAGCAUUAGUAUUGGACGGUACACGUUCUCGCUUGCGUAUGCCAUGAACAGUAUUUGCUUCUGAUUUAGACUGACCUUUUAACGGUAUUAAGGGUUUAGGUUUUUGUUUUGUCUUAUACACACAAACCAAAUUCACGCAUUAUGCUGUUAGGUUGAGGGGAAAAAAACGAGGAAAAAGUAUGUAAUGAGAGCUACUUAUUGCGGAUGUCAAGCGAUCAUUCAUUCACUGGAAGCAAUCAGUACAGAGAAGUCGCCUAACAAAAAGUUGCUUCAAUGGAUGGGAAGAUAGACGAGAAAGCGGGACCUCGGGAACGGAAAACGGAAUGUGAAACCCGAGACAGAAACGUAAGCGAACGAACGCGCAUUGGCCAGCUAUUUAUGAACAAAAUGGUUUAACAUAAUUAUCUGAAGGUUUGGAUAUUUACAUCUGCAAUUUGUAAAAAAAAAACAACAAACAAACAAAAACUAAACAACAACACAGUGACAAUGUGAUGUCUAAACAAAACAAAUAUGAGUAAAUAUUAGAUAAAUGUAAAGAAGAAAAAAAAACACACACACACACCCAAAACAAAACAAAACAACAACAAAAAAAAACACACAUGUGCGCGCAAAGUGAAGCAAAAACAAGUAAGAUGAGGAAAAGCAAAAAAGAAAGAAAUUCGCCAGCAAAAAGUAAAACAAAACAAAAGAACAAAAAAAAAAAAGAGUGUCAGGAAAGAAAUAUGCAGCAAAACGUAAGACAAAAACCAGUAAACAGCUAAUCAAAUCAAUUAAACAAUGUAAUAACUUAACUGUCAUCUUGUGUAACGUAUAAAUACGGCGUUUGAUAGCUACUAAAAAUCGAUGCGUAUUUAUCAUUAAAUAAAAAUACUGUAUAUUAGCAAUGGGCUGGAAUAAAUAUACAUAUAUAAAUAAAUCGCAGUACCACCGGUGUAA
Anopheles funestus (African malaria mosquito) is the source of this 10014-nucleotide messenger RNA. RefSeq lists its product as uncharacterized. The transcript is spliced from 8 exons. The coding region runs from base 693 to 7118 and encodes 2141 amino acids. Gene Ontology annotation, cellular component: cytoplasm; dendritic spine; plasma membrane. The record is from RefSeq and is a predicted model, not a curated record. Gene Ontology annotation, molecular function: protein binding. Gene Ontology annotation, biological process: chemical synaptic transmission. Lineage: Eukaryota; Metazoa; Arthropoda; Insecta; Diptera; Culicidae.